GGAAACCUGCCUCCCAGCACCUCCCCCUUUCCGCCAUUUCCCCAAGCUAUUUAUUUGUAAUUUUUUUUUACGCGCAUUAGAUGCUAAAAAGUGUUUUUUCACGAUAUCACAGUCUUUGUACUAUUUCCAGAUCUUCUCGCAACAAGAGUUCUGCUAUAAUUAUCUAUAAUUAUGCUAAAACAAAACAAAAAAAUGAAAAUGAUUUAAUAGUAAUAGUUACACCACCAUUGUUUUUCAAUAUAUAUAUAUAUUUUUAUAUUUGUGGUGCAAUGAAAUAGGAGCUUUAACUAGUCGGUUUGCAGUGUGUUUUGCAUUGGUAGCGGAACAUUAGCAGUCUGUAUAUUGAAAACUAACCGAGGUAACUUAGCAAAGGAUUCAGAAAGGUGUUUAAGAAUAUCUUUUUUUUUUUUUUUUUUUAGCAAGUGUUGAUGAUCAUAAACAGAUGUGAGCAGCGCGUUAUUUUCUUCUGUAGGGUUUACAUUUCUCCAGUUGGGAUUUGGAAAACAUUUUAUUUUAUUGAGUUACAAUUCGUUCCUGAGUCUGUUAGGAUGCUUUUGAUACAAGUCAGUGUUACCAGCUGCUCUUCACUUCCAGCUGCUUGAGACAGAUACUUUGAUUUAGGACAGGCUAGUGAAUGUCAUGCAAAAUGCAAGGGCACUGUGAAACUAAGAAAAUGGUCUUGAAUGCUGUUUUAAACUCUAGUGAGGGAGGGUGGAUGGUAGCAGGUAUUGAAAGCUGUUUUAAACUCUAGUGAGGGAGGGUGGAUGGGUGGUAGCAGGUAUUGAAAGCUGUUUUAAACUCUAGUGAGGGAGGGUGGAUGGGUGGUAGCAGGUAUUGAAUGCUGUUUUAAACUCUAGUGAGGGAGGGUGGAUGGAUGGUAGCAGGUAUUGAAAGCUGUUUUAAACUCUAGCGAGGGAGGGUGGAUGGUAGCAGGUAUUGAAAGCUGUUUUAAACUCUAGUGAGGGAGGGUGGAUGGGUGGUAGCAGGUAUUGAAAGCUGUUUUAAACUCUAGUGAGGGAGGGUGGAUGGAUGGUAGCAGGUAUUGAAAGCUGUUUUAAACUCUAGUGAGGGAGGGUGGAUGGGUGGUAGCAGGUAUUGAAAGCUGUUUUAAACUCUAGUGAGGGAGGGUGGAUGGGUGGUAGCAGGUAUUGAAAGCUGUUUUAAACUCUAGUGAGGGAGGGUGGAUGGUAGCAGGUAUUGAAAGCUGUUUUAAACUCUAGUGAGGGAGGGUAGAUGGAUGGUAGCAGGUAUUGAAAGCUGUUUUAAACUCUAGUGAGGGAGGGUGGAUGGUAGCAGGUAUUGAAAGCUGUUUUAAACUCUAGUGAGGGAGGGUGGAUGGGUGGUAGCAGGUAUUGAAAGCUGUUUUAAACUCUAGUGAGGGAGGGUGGAUGGGUGGUAGCAGGUAUUGAAAGCUGUUUUAAACUCUAGUGAGGGAGGGUAGAUGGAUGGUAGCAGGUAUUGAAAGCUGUUUUAAACUCUAGUGAGGGAGGGUGGAUGGAUGGUAGCAGGUAUUGACAUUAUCAGGGCUGCCGAGCCAUGCUCAUCUCUACUCCCCUGUCCUCCUGUCGCCCCCUGCUGUUGGCUCUGGUUUGUGAUUACAAUGAAAACAGAUCACCUCUCCUCCUCCUCUUUCUCCUGCUGAAGUGCGAUGACCAGUCCCCCGCAGAUCAGAACACGAGAGCGGAGAGACACGGGAAUCAAACAGUGCUGGGAGGAAUGGGAGCACACAUUUACUAUUGCAGGAUGGCCAAAGACUGAGCAUUAUUAUAAAGCACAGUAGCGCUGCUUAACCAUUGCAAAGCACUGUCAAACAGUGGUCUAAGCUUACCAUGGAGACCAAGGGUGCGUGCAGCAGCGAGGAUUUCCUGCUCUCCGUUUAUACAGUUUUCAAGCUGUAGUGUGACUCUUGGGCGCCCUCUAAUGGGCAGAGUCCCUCACGGCUUCUUUCUCGAGUACAUGCGCUGAAGUCUGCUUGCUCAUGAUGAGUCACCGCGGCGCAGUAGCGGAUUAGCGGCACAUGCAACCCCUGUAUUUGCAUGGGGCACUGAGGCUGCAAGGCUGUCGUGACUCAGUUACUACAGCUAUUCUGGAAAGCCAGCCCCCUUCCAGCAAUACCAGUUUUAAAUUACAGUGUCACAAGCCGGAACACGCAAUCUGCUCAGAAAGGGGCUGUUUUUAAUUUUUUUAUGGCAUAUUACCGUCCCGUUCCGUUUUACUAGAUGCGACUCUGGUGGUACAGAAUGCUGUGCUGCGCUACUAGGGUCGUGGUGUGCUGCCCGUUAUUACAGCAGGCGUGUCGUUACCAGGCAACGCAGCAACAAAAUUACUGGAGAAAAAAAAAAGAGGGCGGGUGGGCUUUGAACAGAGGAGGGCUGUGGAGCAGGGAGACCUGGGAAAAAAGAGGGAUGUCAGAAAGAGGGCGAGCGAGAGAGGUUCUGUUAGCGCAGUCUGUUGCGUGCUAGUACAAUGUAGAGGGAUUGAAGGAGGAAGAAGAGCUCCUAUCAGGUUGCAAUCACUUGUCUUUAUAAACAGCGCUGAUUUCCAAGGCUGCUACUGAGGCUCAACCCGUAGUAUUAAUAUCAAUGGGACCGUGAGGGAAACAGCUGGGGGUACAUGGGACACUGCCGGACCGGGUGUGGAUCUUUUGCGCUAGAAACGGAACCAUGGACGAUGAAGAAGCGUGAGAGUCGAAAGUCCAGCCCCCAGCCGCCCCUGGAUGCCGAGGAGGAUGGGCAGGAGCCUGGGAACGUCGCUGUCAAUCACUCCCACACGAAGAAAGCCUUCCGGGUGAUGAACGAUCUGAGGAGUAAGAAGAUGCUGUGUGACGUGACGCUGGUGGCGGAGGAUGUUGAGAUCUGGGCUCAUCGCAUCGUGCUGGCUGCCUGCAGCCCCUACUUCUGCGCCAUGUUCACAGGGGACAUGAGCGAGAGCAAAGCGAAGAGGGUGGAGAUUAAGGACGUGGACGGGCAGACCCUUACCAAGCUGGUGGACUACGUCUACACUGCCGAGAUCGAGGUCACGGAGGAGAACGUCCAGGUGCUGCUCCCCGCUGCCAGUCUGCUGCAGCUGAUGGAUGUGAGGCAGGUGUGCUGUGAGUUCCUGCAGUCCCAGCUGCACCCCACAAACUGCCUGGGGAUCCGUGCCUUCGCAGACCUGCACACCUGCACGGAGCUGCAGAGCCAAGCCAACGCCUACGCAGAACAGCACUUUCCGGAGGUGAUGCUGGGAGAGGAGUACCUGAGCCUGAGCCUGCAGCAGGUGUGCAGCCUGAUCUCCAGCGACAAGCUCACCGUCUCGUCCGAGGAGAAGGUGUUUGAAGCCGUGCUUGCGUGGAUAAAGUACGACGAGGAGCCACGUCUGGAGCACAUGCCCCAGCUGAUGGAGCACGUCCGGCUGCCCCUGCUGCCCAGGGACUACCUGGUACAGACGGUGGAGGAGGAGGCCUUCAUCAAGAACAACAACACCUGCAAGGACUUCCUGAUCGAGGCCAUGAAGUACCACCUGCUCCCACUCGACCAGCGGCACCUCAUGAAGAACCCCAGGACCCGGCCGCGCACCCCUGUCAGCCUGCCCAAGGUGAUGAUGGUGGUGGGGGGUCAGGCCCCGAAAGCGAUCCGCAGUGUGGAGUGUUACGACUUCCAGGAGGACCGGUGGUACCAGGUGGCUGAGCUCCCCUCCAGGAGGUGCAGAUCAGGUGUGGUGUUCAUGGCGGGGUGUGUGUACGCGGUGGGGGGCUUCAACGGCUCUCUGCGGGUGCGGACGGUGGACGUGUACGACGGAGCGAAGGACCAGUGGACCUCCAUCGCCAGCAUGCAGGAGAGACGCAGCACUCUGGGGGCCGCUGUGCUGGGGGACCUGCUGUACGCGGUGGGAGGCUUCGACGGCAGCACUGGGCUGUCGUCGGUGGAAGCCUACAGCUCCAAGUCGAAUGAAUGGUUCUUUGUGUCUCCCAUGAACACGAGGAGGAGCAGCGUGGGGGUCGGAGUGGUGGAAGGGAAGCUGUACGCGGUGGGAGGAUACGAUGGCGCCUCGCGACAGUGCCUGAGCACUGUGGAGGAGUACAACCCCGUCUCAAACCGCUGGGGCUUCGUGGCAGAUAUGGGCACGCGGCGCAGCGGAGCAGGAGUGGGGGUCCUGAGUGGACACCUGUACGCAGCGGGGGGGCACGACGGUCCGCUGGUCCGCAAGAGCGUGGAGGUGUACGACGCCCACAGCAACACCUGGAGACAGGUGUGUGACAUGAACAUGUGCCGAAGGAACGCAGGUGUGUGCGCGGUGAACGGCAUGCUGUAUGUGAUCGGGGGCGACGAUGGCUCGUGUAACCUGUCCUCGGUAGAGUACUACAACCCUGCCAUUGACAAGUGGACCCUCAUCCCCACCAACAUGAGCAAUGGGAGGAGCUACGCAGGGGUGGCGGUCAUCGACAAGCCGUUAUGACCAGAGACCCCGGUCAGCAGGGCAGCUCGGCCGGGAAAGCAGCCAAGAUCGUUUCCUAGGUGACGGAGCCACACACAUCACCAACAGUGCCAGGGCUGAUCAGGCACUGCGGGUGCCACCCCAGAGCAGGACCCCUCCAACUCAUCUGUGUUUGUGUAGGAGAGGAGGGGAGGGGGGGUACAGGGGGUAGUAGCUGCCUCUUUCUCCAGCUCGUGUUGCCUCCAGUCUGGGGCAUUUCAAACAAGAAAAAUCCUGAUGGUCUGACAGCAGAUCUCUGGAGCCCGUCUGCAAUCUGUUUCUUUGUAAAUGGCUCUUGCAGUGACUGAUAAACCAGAGCGGAAGAACAUUGAGACAGGGACUUUGAACAAUGUACAUUCUGAUUCAGUACUGCCUAAACUCUAAAAAAAAAACUGAAAGAUGAAAAUCCUCUGCCUUUUUAUUAUUCUUAUUAUAAUUUGUAUAACCCUAGUACCCCAGUGUGAUUUUUGGAUAACAACCCCUGUCUUGGUGCCACGUGGUGUAUCUCAGUGCCAGCUCCUUGAAGGGCUAGCUGUGAAUCUUCAGUGGCAGCUCCUUGAGAAGAGCUAGCUGUGAAUUUUCAGUGGCAGCUCCUUGAAGAGCUAGCUGUGAAUCUUCAGUGGCAGCUCUUUGAAGAGCUAGCUGUGAAUCUUCAGUGGCAGCUCCUUGAAAAGCUAGCUGUGAAUCUUCAGGGUCAGCUCCUUGAAGGGCUAGCUGUGAAUCUUCAGUGGCAGCUCCUUGAAGAGCUAGCUGUGAAUUUUCAGGGUGAGCUCCUUGAAGGGCUAGCUGUGAAUCUUCAGUGGCAGCUCCUUGAGAAGAGCUAGCUGUGAAUCUUUGAUUGCACUACUGACCUGUGAUGCACUGCAUCACUACUUGAAUGCUGUUUGAAAGCCUGUUGCUUUGGGGGAGGAAGGGGGUUUAAGAGAACGAGAUUUCAUUAUUUAUUGUAUUAUGUGUUGUUCCAUUUGAAUUACUUUCAGUCUGACUGAAGAUUCAGCCAGUCCUGCGCAGAGUAGGGACGCUGCUCUGGGUUAGUGACAGGGCAAUAGUCACAGGGCAGUGCUGCUUCUACCAAUGAGACUUUUAAUAGAAGGUAUGCCACCUGGUGGGUGAAGGUGGUACUGUAUACUCCCUCUUGUGACUAACCUGCAUUGGACCAGCUUGCCAUGAAGACCAUUCUCUCAACAAAGACCUCCCACGACUGAGUCCUGCUUUUUAACAGCUGUCAUGGUGUGUGACACUCUUCUCUAAAUGUGUGUCUCUAAUUUUAUAACUUAAAAGAAUUCCUUUAACUACUACA
Messenger RNA from Acipenser ruthenus (sterlet), 5755 nucleotides. Its product is annotated as kelch-like protein 3. Gene Ontology annotation, molecular function: protein binding. The record is from RefSeq and is a predicted model, not a curated record. Bases 2614 to 4437 code for a protein of 607 amino acids. NCBI's taxonomy places the organism in Eukaryota, Metazoa, Chordata, Actinopteri, Acipenseriformes, Acipenseridae. The transcript is spliced from 15 exons.